Schizophyllum commune H4-8 is the source of this 1986-nucleotide messenger RNA. RefSeq lists its product as uncharacterized. Bases 1 to 1986 code for a protein of 661 amino acids. Gene Ontology annotation, molecular function: double-stranded DNA binding; telomeric repeat DNA binding; damaged DNA binding. Lineage: Eukaryota; Fungi; Basidiomycota; Agaricomycetes; Agaricales; Schizophyllaceae. Gene Ontology annotation, biological process: cellular response to X-ray; double-strand break repair via nonhomologous end joining; telomere maintenance. The record is from RefSeq and is a predicted model, not a curated record. The transcript is spliced from 16 exons. Gene Ontology annotation, cellular component: nucleus; Ku70:Ku80 complex.
AUGUCUCCGUAUGACGACUGGAACCGCAUCGAGGAAGAGGAAGAAGAGGAGCUGCAAGAUACCUCAUGGCUCGAGGGCAAGCGGGACGUCAUCCUCUUUUGCAUAGACUGCUCGGAGAGCAUGCUUGAGCUGUACGAGGACCCGGAGUACGAGGACGCGCAGACGUGCCACUUGUUCACGGCAUUGGACGCGGCGAUGCAGAUACAGAAGAAGAAGAUCAUUGUGGGGCCGAAUGAUCAGGUUGGGAUUAUGUUGUUCAAUACGACGAGGCGCGGUGCGAAAGGACAGCAAGGAUCCGACAUCAAGAAAGGGACAUAUUUGUACCAGCCUAUCGGCCCUCUGAGCGCGCCAAGUAUACAGGAGCUCAUACAAUUGCUGAAUGCGUUCCGCGAGGACAAUAACACCCUACGAGAGGAGUUUCCGCCCGUCGAGGACAAAUACGUGGCUAUGGGUGACGUCUUCACCAGCGCGAACUGGAUAUUGCGAGAUGGCGCACCGAAGACCGCCACCAAGCGCGUUUUCCUAAUUACGAACCAAGACAACCCGCACCCUGGGCAUGGCAACAGACAGCUGCUAACUAGUGCACGGACAACACUUGUGGACCUCGCACAAUCAGGCGUUGCCGUCGAGCCGUUCUUCAUCAGCACGGAGGACAAGCCGUUCGACGUGUCUAAGUUCUAUCGGGCCGUCCUCCUCCCCAACAACCUCGUCGACGACGACGAGGACCACGACCCCUCAAACCCGUCAGUCCUCAACGAGGCGAUCAGCAUAUCUCGGAUAGAGGACCUGCUCGCGCAGAUGCGGUUCCACGAGGUGCCGAAGAGGGCGCAGUUCAGGCGAGCAAAUAUACCUCUAGAGCUCGGUCAGGACUUCGUCAUUGGUGUCAAGGGCUACGGCCUUGUCACUGAGCAAAAGAAGGGCGCGUACCGCUACUUUGCUGAAACAGAAAAUGGGAUCAAGGUCGCGGAGAGUCGGACGUUAUAUGUCAAUCAGCACACUGACAGAGAGAUCGACAAGACCAAGAUCCUCUUCGGUAUGGACCUGGGCGGCGACAAGGAAGCCGCGGCAGGGAAGACGAGCUCGAACUUUGACCCCAGUGUCAUGCGGCUGGUGAAAGCGGGCGAGAGACCCUUCUACACCGCCGAAGAGGUCAAGAAGUUCCGGACGCUUGGCCUGGAGCCAGGCAUAAAGCUCCUAGGUUUCAAGGACGCGGACACGCUUGCGUUCGAGGAUAACAUCAAGCACUCGCAUUUUAUUUAUCCGGAUGAGCUUGCCUACUCCGGCAGCAAGCGCACCUUCAGCGCCCUGCUCAGAUCGCUCGUCAAGAAGAACAAGAUCGGCCUCGUCCGCGUCCUUACGCGCCGCAAUGCAACGCCGACGUUCUGCGCCAUGGUGCCGCAGAUGGAGCAGACGGACGACGCGGGGUGGACGGAGCCGGCGGGCUUCCAUCUCAUCCCCUUGCCGUUUGCGGAUGAUAUAAGGCAGGCGACGGUGGAGAAGGGGUAUCGAGCUGGAAGGCCGUUGAUGGAGGCCGCUAUGCCCUUCAUACACAAGAUUACCAUCAAGAAGGGCGGCUAUCCGCCGGACAGCUAUCCUAAUCCAGCACUGGCGUACCACAACGAACAACUUCAAGCCAGUGCUUUCCGCGAAGAGUAUGACCCCAGCGAGUUUGAGGACCAGACCUUGCCUGCGUACGAUUCUAUGCACAAGAAAAUCGGCUCCUUGAUAAAGACCUGGAAGGAAGCCCUUGUCAUGGAUGACAGCGCGGACGUCGUCGAAGCGCCGGUGGCAAAGGCGGGGACCAAGCGGAAAGCGGACACCAGCGUCGAUGAAGCCGAGAUCCGCGCCAAGUACGACAAUGAUACGAUGAGCAAGCUUCGCGUCGACCAACUCAAGGAAUUCCUGAAGAGCAAGAGUCUGCCAGUCUCGGGCAAGAAGGCAGACCUGAUUGACCGCGUGUCCGAGUACUUCGACAAGAAAGGUUGA